This is a messenger RNA of Elaeis guineensis (African oil palm), 2134 nucleotides long. RefSeq lists its product as uncharacterized. NCBI's taxonomy places the organism in Eukaryota, Viridiplantae, Streptophyta, Magnoliopsida, Arecales, Arecaceae. The record is from RefSeq and is a predicted model, not a curated record.
UUAAACAUACCACGACGGACGUCCAGCUGACCCAGGUCCCAAGGGAACAACACCCUACCGUCCGAUGCCCUGCCCCGCCCUCCCGCUCUCUCUCCCGGCGCAAGUGUCUCCCUGUCAGCACGGAGAGAGAGGGGGGGUACGGAAAGGUUAAAGGCGAUCGAAUCGGAGAUGGGGCUUUAGAUGUUCUCCCACCUUUUGCUCCCUACUCCUUUUCGCAGCCGCGCGAGAUCUCAUGCGUCUGUUUGCUGCGCCCUUCCACCUCAAAAGACCCAAUCUAGCUGCCAUUUCUAGUCCCAUUGUUUCAUCUGAUCGGUAUUUUAGUCGCUCCAUUUUUUUUAGAUUAUUCUGUUUUUUUCUCUGAAGAAAUUUGGGUGUGGUGGUGGCGAUGUCGUCUGUUGGCGCCAGCGGCGACGGCGGAGGAACGAUGACGUGGCAGGAGGAGCUGGCUAGCUUGGUGGAGGACAGCGGGAUCCAGUAUUCCGACGGCGUGGAAGUGACUGCGGCGCUGGCGGAGGGGGUGGCUGGGGAUCUGAGAGGAAGGGUUGUAGGAGAAAGGUACUCCGGCUACGAGGACAUGGCGUCGCCGGUGGAGGAGAGCUUAAGGGAUCAGGUGAAGGGGUUCUUGGUGGCGACUGGGGAGAUGCUUCAGGAGCUGGGGCGUGGGUGUCGGGAUAUGGUGCAGCAGAGCCGGGUGGGGGCGGAGGACAUGUACGUCGUCAAGAAGCUCCGGGGGCCCCUGGCCGUGGUAUCGAGCCGGCUCGGUUUCUUGAACGAGUGCCUGCCGGAGGAUCGUGAUCCAAUGCUUGCUUGGCCGGUCGUCAUCUGUGUUUUCCUUCUCGCGCUUACAGCAUUGGAUGUAAAUGGCGGAAAUGAAACUUCAAUGCAACCACAAAAGGAACUGUAUAUAAGUUAUCCCAAUGCAAGUCGUAUCCAACUUCCAGAUGGAAGAAAUAUGGCAUACCUGGAACAAGGAGUUUCAGCUGAAAGAGCUAGAUUUUCUUUGAUUGCUCCACAUCCUCUUCUUUCUUCUAGAUUGUCAGGACUACCUGGUGUUAAAGAAUCACUCUUGGAGGAAUUUGGACUCCAAUUGGUUACAUAUGACCUCCCAGGUUUUGGUGAAAGCGAUCCUCAUCCCAACAGAAAUCUUAACUCAUCAGCUCUGGAUGUGCUUCAUUUAGCAAAUGCUGUGGGAAUUAUAGACAAAUUCUGGGUGAUGGGUUACUCAGCUGGAAGCAUGCAUGCAUGGGCAGCUGUUCACUAUAUUCCUGAUAGACUUGCAGGUGUAGCUAUGUUUGCUCCAAUAGUUAAUCCAUAUGACUCCAGCAUGACCAAGGAGGAAAGAAAAAGAACCUGGGAAAAGUGGACAAUGAAAAGGAAACUAAUGUAUGUUUUAGCUCGGAGAUUUCCUUCUCUUCUUCCAUAUUUUUAUCGCCGAAGCUUUCUAUCAGGAAAACAAGGGAAGCUUGAAAAGUGGUUGUCAUUGUCAUUGGGGAAGAAGGAUAAAUCUUUAUUGGAAGAGACAAAUUUUAAUGAAUUCUGGGAAAAGGAUGUAGUAGAAUCAGUUCGCCAGGGGUACACUGAGCCAUUUGUGGAGGAAGCUGUGCUACAAGUAUCGGAUUGGGGUUUCAAUGUGGCUGAUCUUCAGGUGCAGAAGCAGCAUGAGGGUAAAGGCCUUCUUCUAUGGCUCAAGUCCUUGUACAGUUCGGCGGAACGUGAAUGGGCAGGCUUUCUUGGUCCGAUACACAUCUGGCAGGGUAUGGAAGACCGAGUGGUGCCACCUCCGAUGACUGAAUUUGUGCGACGAGUAGUUCCAGGAGCCAUUGUGCAUAGAUUGAUAGGUGAGGGCCACUUGUCGUACUUCUGUUUCUGUGACGAGUGUCAUAGACAGAUAUUUUCUACCCUUUUUGGCAUUCCUCAAGGCCCUCUCAGCAGCUCUUUAGAGGAGGAUCAAUCAUCACCUGAAGAACUCUGUGAAGCAGCAGCAUUGAAUAACUGUACUGAGUAAGAAUGAAAAAUCCUAGUUUCUUUUUGUUAGUUCAAUUCAGCUUGUGGAGGCAGUGGUCUGAGUACCAUAGAACAUUUCUUCUUUCUAAUUUUCAAAGCAAGAUAGGCUUACUUUCUGAUUGUCGCAAAA